Molecule: messenger RNA, 4526 nt
Organism: Puntigrus tetrazona (Sumatra barb)
Lineage: Eukaryota; Metazoa; Chordata; Actinopteri; Cypriniformes; Cyprinidae
Exons: 2
Coding region: 2339-3007 (222 amino acids)
Source: RefSeq, a predicted model, not a curated record
CCGGUUGUGAAGCAAAACUAUUAAGCUUAGUUUUAAUGUCGGGGACGUGUGAUUUAAUACUUUGCUUUGGUCAAAUAAAUAUGUCAUUUAACUUUUGAUCAGAGUUGCAGGGUUCAGUUCUGCAGAAAUUAAUGAUCGGGAAUCUGUAAAAUGUCAAUUUAAGUAUGCGGCAAGGGCACGACCUUUCAACUUCAUUCGUGCAUUAAAUAAUGCUCUUUCUUGGGUGAAAAGGCUAACUAAACCAAUUUAUAAUGUUGCAACGGUUAUUUCAGGAGGCGUCACUCAUGAGGACGGUUUUGUGUUGCGUUAAAUCACGCAUGGUAACAAAAGCACCUCUGAUUUUGGUUUUAGCCGGUCUCACUUUCCGAUCGUGUGCUAGCCACAACUGUGCUCAAAACCCCCCUAAAACAUCUCAGCGCACUGUUGGAAACGUUAACGUGCAAGUUUAACUAUUGAGAAUUCUCCAUAAUCUGAUUUCAGCCCCCCAAAAAUAGUUGGACGACAACAACAACGAAGGUAUUUUGACAAAUGUUGGCAACCAAGAGGCUGAAGGUAGCCAUGAAACAUGAAAGUUUUUAUUUUUAGGCGAAAUCAAAUUCCUGCUAAUUCUGCUAGAUUCAUAUGUUUGAUUUUUAGAUGCUAUUUUAGUUUAGAUGUUAUAUGCGACGUGUAUGUAUUUGAGUCGGUCACUUCAAGACGAUAUUAAAGAUAAGCCAUGUAUCUCUGUCUCUCCUGCUCUCGGAGUCGUGAGGCACGGGUCAGCACACGAAGGAUGUUUUCCCUCUGUCUCCUCAUCUCUUAUCAGCAGAAGCUAGAGGAUAUCUCACGACGUGAUCAGGAAAAAGGGAACACGUGAUUUUGUGGCGCGCACGGCUAGUUAUAGACGAGUGCAGUUCGGAUGAGAUAACCACAGUGGUUUAUCCUGGGGGUUCGAGGUCCUGGACCACCUUUAUUAACCUGCUGGUGAUGGUGGUGGUUAAAACGUGAUUCUUUUUCGUAAGACCGAACAUGGAGCGAUGACUCCGUCGACUUUGCAUAGUCUCCUUCAACCCCGUCCUUCAACGAAUGAAUGGUCCGCGGCCAAAAAGACCCCCGACCUGUUAUUCUGCAAAGAAGUUGUCCUUUCCCUUUAACAUUUCAUACACGUCGCCCAGCGUUUUAAGCGUUUCGUGGAAGUUAUACGUUCGAGCAGCUUAAAAUGAGGAUUCCUCACCGCGCUCCCUUCGGCGAUAGUCUGCGCGCGCGCUGUCAGCGGUGGCGGGAAGCGAGCGGCGCGUCGUCCUUAUUCUACCUUGAGAAAAGGACGCAAAACCCCACGAAACCCGUUUCCAGGUCAACAUGGGGUUAGGCUCGACAUUCGUUACGAUCUCGAACGCGCUCGCUUCGAAUCCCCCGGCACGCAAAAUGAACGCGCGUGUUUGGAGCUGGUGAGGAAAAUGCUGACGCGUUGACGUUGCAUUUGAUCGGUUCGCCAGCGCGUCUGACGCGUAGACCGCUGAGGGAUCUUUGUUACUCUUAAGGACUUUUUUUUUUUACUCGAACUCGAACGAUCGUCGCAAAUGCCUCGCUUGUGGAGACGCUUUCUCGGAGAGCGACGUGACUUUGGAUUUUUUCUAUAUUACGAGACAUUAAUCAAAACGACGCGCGGGCCACGACAGUAGCCCCCCGAGGGAUUUUUCGUACUCUUAACGACUUUUUAUGGACGCGGACGAUUGUCGCCAGGAUCGUGUUUGUGUGGAAAUACUUUUCUAGGGAACGCUGUAUUGUGAACGUUCUGAACAGACGGAGGUAUGUUUUUAGCCUUAUACUCAAAACUCCUACCACACUGCACCAUUUUUGCAAACGUUUGUUUGCGUUAUUUUUCUUAUUAAACGAGGGGAUGCGACUUGCCUCUAGUUCUGUUUAUCAAACGCACCCCGUUCGUGCGAUACUUUCUUGCGAACGUUUUGGUUAGGAUGAAAGGUGUUCAUUUCAAUGACGCGUUUCACGUGUUACAGAAUAUUCCUUACAUCUCUUUGCGACUUUUUACGGACGCGAACGAUCUUCGCACGCGUGGAAUUUGGGAACGUUCUGAAUAGAAUGCGGCGCGCUUAUUAUCCGUGCGCAACGCUCGCACUGCAGAACGUUUAGUUCUAUUUUAUCGUUAAAGAAGAGAGCGCGGCGCUCGUGCGAUAGCCCAGCGAAUUUGGGAACGAUGUGAAAUCGCGUGUAUGAUUCUACAGCUGCGGUUCUAUUUCCAAAUCAUUUAAACGUUUGCGAAUCGCAAACCGGGACAUUCAUGUAAUGGGAAACUGAACGAGACUUCAGCAAGAGUUUGGCGCAACUGCACGCACUGGUGAUGCCGGAGGUCACUUCCACCAGAAGUGACAGGCUAACAUCCAAAGGCAUUAUGUUUUUAUGCAACACCACAGCCAUCAAGGACUGGAGCUAUUUCCUCUCUCAGAUCUUGCCCCUUGUGAAUAAAUCGGCCGGAUUUGUUCACCAGAGCAUGGACCGGGUGGAGGCGGUGACCAGCACCAUGGUGACGGCUCUGGAGCCCGACCUGAGCGGGAUGAGCGCCAGUCACCCGCCGCUCAACUCCAAUCACACGUCCGGAAUGGAGCACGUUUUUCAGUACUCGUACUCCGAGAGUGACCUGCAGUACACAGACUACAGGACGCCUCCGAGGGACUCGAUACCGCUGCCCAAGGCGGUGCUGUAUCUGGUCAUGGCCGCGCUGGUGGUGGUGGCCGUGGCGUACGCGAUCGUGGGGCACCUGGUGAAGGAUCUCGUGCACGAGUUUGUGGAGUGGGUGUUUGGGCCCCGUUCGGACAACCGCAGGAACAAGAGCGAGGUGAACUGCAUCAGCAGCGGCAUGAACGAAAUGAGCGAACUCUCUCGUCCAGUGGACACGCGCUGCGUCGUGUACAAUCACUCCGACUGCCCGAGCGCCAUCAAGCCGGAAGAACUGGUGGUCACCAUCGAUGAGACCUUGCAGCUACCUCGUGAAGCACACAGUGGGACCUAACCGAGUCCAAACGAUCCACCCGUCCGAUCCAGCCCUUUAUUACGAGGAGAAAAGCAUGUUUGCUUUAGUUUGAUCAGCACCUGUGAUGUUGAAAGCCGGCGUGUUGAAGUCACACGGCAGAAGACUUAUCCUGGAAUGAGGAAAACCGAAGAGUCUGGGAGACUUUAGAAGGAAUAGAAUCACUUUAAAGUACAUUAAAUGUUCCGUAUUGGAGUGCUGUGAGACACUUUAUAUUUUCGAACCGAACAGAGAAAGAGAAAAGACACUUCUUUGUCAUUCAUAUCUGUCUUGUCACACAAUAUUUUGGUUUAUUUUUCUUGUUUUGUGGAGACAUGCACUGUGAAUCUAGAAUAGUGUUCUGCUGUUAUCCAUUUCUGUACCUACAACCUGCUAUGGUUUGGAUUUUCCCACUUUUUGCAGAUAUUUAUGGCCGAGUACUUACGGUAUUUGCAAAUACUCACAUUUUACUCAAUUUCAGGUUUUCUGCAAAUCAAUCUAUGCUGCUUCAAAACAGAAAUGCUUAGAGAUCUCCCUACAGGUUGCUCGAAAUUUUAAGUAACGAGGGCGGUUUAGACGAACAGCCCUUGAUAAAAAUAUGAUCAAUAGUUAAUCCACAAUGGCUUUUUCAUCUAAGGCAGUGUUACCAAAAACGUGUUUUAUAAUGGGGAGAGAUGCGACACAAACACUUCUCACUGAAAAUAUAUAUAUUUAAAUGGUAGAAAACUGCAGUUAAAUAGACUUUUGAUAAUAUGUGUGAGUUAUAUGUCGUGCAAAUGGUCUGAAAAAUUCAUACCUGUUUACUUCACAACUAAAAGGGCUAUAAUUUCAGGUUUCAUCGCAGAUGGUCAUCAUAACGAAAGUUUCAGAUCUGAACAUCACAUUUUUAAAAGCAGAUAUUACAAGUAGGGUGACCACACGUGCCAUUUUUCCUCCCGGGAUUUCUAUAUUGCCUAAAAUAUCUAGGUUUUGGCUUUGUUUGAGUGCAGACCCAUCGGCGUAUGACCUCGGUUCGUCAUGUUUUCAAAAAGCUCUGGAGGUACUUUGAAUCCAAGCAAUACAGAAAACCUGGCAAGGACACGUCCUGGAAAAAAGUCACGUAUUAAAAAGGCACGAUUGUUAGAAUUAUCACUUAUCAAAUUCAAAAACUUUGCCAACUACCGCUGUCCUCUCUUUCAUACAUUUUAAACGAUAAAAAAGUGGAAAAAAUAAAGAAAGAAAUAGCUCUGUAGGCAAUUUACCUGGUCACCCCUGCCAUAUCAACAACUUGACUUUUGUUGCCAAACUGUAAUUGAUAUGUCACAGAAAUGCAAAAAAAUAUAACAAUCGUUUUGUUGUAGGCCUAAUUCAUAUGUCCAUGCCAUGUAACAAUAAUCAAAAUAUGUUACAAAGGUUGUAGAAAAACACGGAAAAGUGUGUUUUCUGUUGUUCAUGUCACGUCCUGCAUUUUACACGAAUGCCACAAAAGUCACCUUAAUAAAUGCGUGACAUCGUGUCCAAUUUAUAUCUAAAACAACUUGCU